AUGGCUGCUGCACUUAUUGAUGCAGUCGCCUCCAACGGCAAAGUCUUUACAGAGACUGGGGAUGAGGGUGCAAGACAGAAGGUCAUAGCCGCAGCCGCCGCUCUCAUUCAAGAGCUUGAGAACCCUGGAGAGCAGCUGGCGAGAAUUGGCUGGGGCGAGCCAACUCGGACAGCCGCCUUCAGAACCGGCUUUGAGCUGGGGCUUUUCAAGAAGCUGGGCGACGAGCCUCAGAGCAGCGAGCAGUUGGCAGCUGGCACAACUGCCGACCCUGUACUGGUUGCUCGAAUCCUGAAGCACCUGGCUGCCAAUGGCAUCGUCAAAGAGGUGGGCAUGGAUCAAUAUGUCGCCACACCUUUCUCCAUGUCCACUCGAGACCCAACCAUGGAAGGCGGUCUCAUCUACAGUUUCGAGGGCAUGAUUCCCACCUUUCAGGGUCUUCCUGAGUUCUUGGCCAAGACAAACUAUCAAGUUCCCAAGGAUGCCAGUGACGGUCCCGUUCAGUAUGGUCUCAGGACGGAGAAGCCUUUCUUUAGCAUCCUGAAAGAAAACGCCCGUCUUGGAAAGGCCUUUAAUGGCUUCAUGACUGGCUAUGCCAAGGCUAGACCUCGUUGGGUGGACUUUUACCCAUUUGAGGAACGUCUUGCGGCUGACGACAAGUCUGCUGAGCAAUCUGGCCCUCUCUUGGUUGACAUCGGCGGUGGUGUUGGUCAUGAGUUGCUUGGCCUGAACGCCAAGGACAAUGCCCCAGCCGGCCAGUUGGUGCUUCAAGAUCUCCCAGAGGUUAUCGAAGACGCCAGGACAACCGGUGACCUGCCUGAAAACAUUCAAGCUGUUGCACAUGACUUUUUCAAACCUCAGCCGGCGGAGUAUCGUGGUGCCCGCGCCUACUUUAUGCGUCUCAUUCUCCACGACUGGCCUGAUGCCGAGUGCGCUGUCAUCCUGUCUCACAUUCGAGAUGCUAUGGCCAAGGGCUAUUCCAGACUUCUCAUCAACGAGGCUGUACUGCGAGAUGUGGGAGCACCCUGGCAGCAGACAAGCCUUGACUGGACGAUGAUGGGUAUGCUCGUGAACCGAGAGCGAACAGAGAGCCAGUGGCGCAAGUUGUUGGCAGAUGCAGGACUGAAGAUUACUGGUAUCUGGCACAAGGAUUCGGAGAGUGUGAUUGAGGCCAUGUUGGAGUAG
Molecule: messenger RNA, 1182 nt
Organism: Fusarium vanettenii 77-13-4
Lineage: Eukaryota; Fungi; Ascomycota; Sordariomycetes; Hypocreales; Nectriaceae
Exons: 2
Coding region: 1-1182 (393 amino acids)
Molecular function (GO): O-methyltransferase activity
Source: RefSeq, a predicted model, not a curated record